CACAAAAGAACACACAUAAUUAAGAGUCUCUCUUUGGUUUGUUCUUGAAAGAUGGACGUAUUCGAUGGCCUUCCUGAUCCGAUCAUCGUCGACAUCUUGAACAAAGUUGGUGACGUUAGAACCAUACUUCGUUGUUCUUCUCUCUCCAAACGUUUCAACUCGCUUGUACCUCAGUCCGACUCACUCAUCCUCCGACUUGACCACUCCGACCCCGAUUCACCCGUCACCACCAUUUUCCAAUCUUUAUUCAACUCCUUUCAUGGCCUCAUCUCUCUUUUCUCCAAACCGGCUAAACCAAUCCCAACCACGGCUCUCUCUCCGAGUCUCCCUUUCAAGAUUCUCUCCCGGUUCGACAAGAUCCGGAGUUUGGACGUCGAGCUUCCCGGUGGCGAUGUAAAUCUCGAGAAAGGCGCCGCCGUUAAGUGGAAAGCCGAGUUUGGGAAAACCCUCGAGAGCUGCGUCGUCGUUGCUUUCCGUUCCGCCGGGACCGUGUCUCCUCCCGUCGCGGUCAACGGUGAGUCAGACGCCGAGUUCGUGACUGGACUGAAGACGCGCGUGGUGUGGACGAUAAACGCGUUAAUGGCUGCGUCGACACGUCAUUACUUGAUGAGCGAAGUCGUGAAGGAGCACGAGGAGAUGGAGAGUUUGGUUAUACGCGACGUGGAAGGAGAAGGCACGGUGGUGAUGGACGCUGAAGGGCUUAGAGAGUUUAGAAAAACGGAGGCGGCGCGUGGGGAAGAAGACGAGGAGCGCGUUGUGAAAAACCGGAGGAGUGUGGUACCGAGCGUGAGAAUGAGUAUGAGACACGCGCCGUCGCUUAAGCUAAAGAGUGGUGUAUGUUUAGAAUCCGCGACGCUCGUGAUCGUCCGACCAAGCGGAGUAGAUUACGACGUCGGAGAUGAUGCUGAGCUGGCGACGGAAGCUUUCGCCGGAAACUGUAUGUACGGUGAAGCCGUCGCCGCAUUGUUAAAGUGCAAGAAGAGCGCUCUAGAGAUGAAUUCAUUUUAAAAACUCUUGUUGGGCCUUGUAAAUUGGCCUUGUAAAUGGGCCUUGCGGAUGCUUGGAAAAUAUGUUUUUUUUUCUUUUCCGGUUACGUGUGCCGUUUGCGCAUUUUUAUGUUACGGUGUACAAAUUGAAUUGAAGAUGGCUUUACAA
Capsella rubella is the source of this 1155-nucleotide messenger RNA. Its product is annotated as F-box protein At1g22220. Gene Ontology annotation, molecular function: protein binding. The transcript has a single exon. Bases 52 to 1008 code for a protein of 318 amino acids. NCBI's taxonomy places the organism in Eukaryota, Viridiplantae, Streptophyta, Magnoliopsida, Brassicales, Brassicaceae. The record is from RefSeq and is a predicted model, not a curated record.